This is a messenger RNA of Mercenaria mercenaria, 1730 nucleotides long. RefSeq names its product NADH dehydrogenase [ubiquinone] 1 alpha subcomplex subunit 9, mitochondrial-like. The record is from RefSeq and is a predicted model, not a curated record. Gene Ontology annotation, cellular component: mitochondrion. The transcript is spliced from 11 exons. Gene Ontology annotation, molecular function: protein-containing complex binding. The coding region runs from base 44 to 1264 and encodes 406 amino acids. NCBI's taxonomy places the organism in Eukaryota, Metazoa, Mollusca, Bivalvia, Venerida, Veneridae.
CGAUCCCGGGUUUUAGUCCUCGCCCAAUUUGUUGAAGGGCAAAAUGGCUACUCUUGCCCGGGUGGUAAAUUUUGGGAUCCCAAAGGUUCCUGAAAUAGUGGGGUUGAUGUGUGUAGCUCAGCGCCACAAGUCAACAAGUAUCACCACAACAAACUACAAGAGAGGAACAGGAGGACGAUCAUCCUUCAAUGGCUCAGUUGUUACAGUGUUUGGAGCAAAAUCAUCCUUGGGUUACAUUGUUGUAAACAAACUUGGAAAGGUUGGUUCACAGGUAAUCUGUGCAUAUAGAGGAGACCCCUACUACAUGAGGGACUUCAAACUUAUGGGUGACCUUGGGCAAAUACUCUUUGCUGAAAUUGAUCUUAGGGAUGAAGAUUCUCUGAGAAGAGCGAUGCAGUAUUCCAAUGUUGUCAUCAACUUGAUUGGAAACAACAUAGAAACUAAAAACUUCACUUUUCACGAUGUGCAUGUGACAGGUGCACAGACAAUUGCACGACUUGCGAAAGAAUACGAUGUUGAAAAAUUUGUCCAUAUAUCUGCGUUGAAUGCUGGGAAAGAAACUAGUAAUAUAUAUAAAGGCGGUUCAAAAUUUUUGAAAGCUAAGCUUGAAGGUGAGCAGGCAGUACGAGAAGAGUUCCCAGAGGCAAUUAUUUUCCGACCUUCAGACAUGAUAGGGCUCAAUGACAGAUUCUCAGAGCAUUUCACAGCUCCUUAUAGAACCCGUUUCAAACUUGGAGCUAUUCCAGCUCGGCCUCUGUUUUACAGAAGAUUAGGUUUAUGGAAAAAUGGUCAAGAGACAGUUAAAAUGCCUGUCAAGAGAGAGGAUGUAGCUAUGGCGAUAGUGAAUGCUUUGAAAGAUCCAGAGGCUGCUGGCAAGACGUUCCAAGCUGUAGGUCCCUAUGCAUACACUUUAUCAGAUCUUGUGGACUACAUUUUCCGAUGUAAGAACAUUGAUCGCCCGAUUUCCGGCAAUAUUGGAAAAGAUAAGAGAGUAGUUUGGUUGACAGAGAUGAUAUACAAAUAUAGAGGAUUCCCUCAUCCUAAAUUCACAAGUGAUGUAUUUGAAAGGGAAACUAUAACAGAUACCUUGGAUCCUGAACUGCCUACUAUAGAAGAUCUUGGAGUCUCUCCAGUGAGUAUGGAAGAGUGUCUCGACUAUACAUACAGACCACUGCGACAUUAUGGAGAUACUUGCUUUAGGCUAGAUUGGGCAACAGAUCCUGGGAAGCUAUCACCUCUAUUCCCAACCUUACAAAACGCAUGAGACGGAAGUUUAGGCACUUUUGCUGGAAAUGUUCUGAGUUUUUUUGAGAAUAUUUAUUACGUUGUCAGAAAAUAUUUCUAUUUUACUAUACAUGAAAAUGUUAAAUUACUCAUGUGAAACUGACAGAAGUAACAGAAGUUAGCUUUAUUUCAGUUGGAGAGACAAGUUAAAAAAGUUGAACGUAGAAUAGAUGUCAGGUAAAAAUUACUAGUUCUGUAUGUAAAGAUUGUAUCACAUGUUGUGAGCGUGUUAUGUAUCAACUUAUUUCAAAGACAAUUGUGAUAUAUAUAUAUCAACUCUUAUUUCAUGGACAAUUUAAGUUAAGAUAUUCAAGUUGAAUUUGAGCAUUAAAUUGAAAUAUUGAUAGAUACUGCCCAAGUAUGGUCUCGGCAGUUAAGUGGUUAAACACAGUAAUUGUUUGUUUGAUGGAAAUAUGUUAUUAAUGAAUAAAACAUGAUGUGCUUUA